This is a messenger RNA of Branchiostoma floridae (Florida lancelet), 4547 nucleotides long. Its product is annotated as N-acetylneuraminate 9-O-acetyltransferase-like. Gene Ontology annotation, molecular function: N-acetylneuraminate 9-O-acetyltransferase activity. NCBI's taxonomy places the organism in Eukaryota, Metazoa, Chordata, Leptocardii, Amphioxiformes, Branchiostomatidae. The transcript is spliced from 24 exons. The coding region runs from base 16 to 2442 and encodes 808 amino acids. The record is from RefSeq and is a predicted model, not a curated record. Gene Ontology annotation, cellular component: Golgi membrane.
UUUGCGGUAACAAACAUGGCGGCUAUUAUGAACACCUGGAAGCUAGAAAACGCGUUGGACUACACCAACAUGAACACUGCCAAAAAACUCGCUUUUGCCGUGGCCACAGUGUUCAUAAUCAUCCACGGAACACGGGUAUACAACAACGGAGGUGACACCUGCAGCAAUUUAUUGUCACGAGGACACCUAGCAGCUGAUAAGAAAUGGCAGCCAGAAGGAUGUAUGCUGCACAAGUAUUCCAAAAUCGAUAUGAGAAAGUGCCUAUCAGAGAAAAGUUUUACCUUUGUGGGAGACUCACGACAGAGGCAGCUGUACUUCAAACUAGUCAAGACUAUCAGUGUUUCAACAGUGAAGGAGGGAAAACAGCAUGAAGAUAUUGUCUACAAUGAAGAUGAUACAGGCAUUUCUGUGAAUUUCCUGUGGCAGCCAAUGGUGAAUGGGUCCAUGGAGAAAGUGUUCAGGGAAUGGAAAGAGGGCAAGAAGAAGAAGCCUAGCAUCAUCAUCACAGGAUCUGGAGCAUGGACCAUCAAGCAAAUGAAUGCCAGUGGAAAAGCCCUAUCAGAGUACCAAGCUAACCUGACUCUGCUACGACCAUUGAUGGAGGAGGUUGCUAUAGAAACUGAUGUGUACUGGAUGCUGCAAGACCCAGUGAACAACACCCAGCUGAGUAAGGAGCGAAAGAUGAUCACCAACACCCAGAUUGACAGCUACAAUGACAUUGCCAUGGAGAUUCUUGGUGGCAGCCAUGUAGGUAUCCUACAGUCCACUCACCAGGCAGCCUCUGAACUGUUACAUGUGUCCACUGAUGGGCUGCAUCUGGGGGAACCUGCACUGGAUGUGCACCUGUCCCUGCUGCUGAACCUGUUCUGUAAUGACAGACUCCGACCCAUAGACGGGUCCUGCUGCCAGUCCUACCAACCUCCAUCACUACUGCAGGUCGCCACGGGGGUCUUCUUUGGUCUCUGUAUGGUAGGAGCUAUGCUGUUCUCUGUGACCAGAGGAAGAACACCAUCUGUGUCUGAAGAUGCAGAGACAGCUCAGAACCAGAAGAAGACCAAGAGUACUGCAGAGAUAGCCAGAACCACACUUGUGGCCCUCGCCAAGUUUGGGGUUAUCAUGGCGUACUUCUAUCUGUGUGACAGAACACCCCUCUUUAUGAAGGAGAACAAACACUACACCCAUCUGCAGUUCUUUGUGCCAUUUGUCUGGGUACUUCUGGUUGGUCUAUUCUUCCAUUCUGACACCAAACAGACUUCCAUCUUGAACCGUGAUCAGACAGAUGAAUGGAAAGGCUGGAUGCAGCUGGUUAUACUCAUCUACCACUACACUGGGACCAGCUCUUACCUCCCUAUCUACAUGCACAUCCGUAUCCUGGUGGCCAUGUACCUGUUCCAGACUGGAUACGGACACUUCUUCUACUUCUGGAUGAAGGGUGACUACGGCAUUGUCAGGCUCUGUCAGGUGAACUUCCGGCUGAACUUCCUGGUGGUGUUCCUGUGCAUGGUGAUGGACCGGCCGUACCAGUUCUACUACUUCGUGCCGCUGGUCACCUUCUGGUUCUUUGUGGUUUAUGGCACCAUGGCCGUCCUGCCCAGGGUCACCGCUAAGUCUUCAGGAGGCGCCGCCAACAUGCCUGAAGCUUCUGGUUGUACAGCAAAGCUGUCCUUCAAUGCCACUGACAACAGCUCGGGCUUCGUGCUGAUGAUGUUCAAACUACUGGUACUGUGUGGGAUCAUCGCCCUCUUAGCCUCCAUGCAGGUGCUGUUUGAGUCGCUGUUCUCCUGGUGGCCAGCUGUGCAGCUGUUCCAGUUGGAAGGUUCCAUUAGAGAGUGGUGGUUCAGGUGGCAGUUGGACAGAUAUGCGGUGUCCUAUGGCAUGUUCUUUGCUUUCACAUACCUGGGCCUGAAAAAGCUGCAGAUUAUUGACGACAGUUUCCAUGGUAACCUCUUCACCCCUUGUGUCACUUACCUGAUCGUCACCUUGUCAGUCUGUAUCACACUGGGUUACACUAUAUUUAUGACCACUUGUAGCAGUAAAGUGGAGUGUAACAGACUUCACCCUUAUAUAUCCUUCCUUCCGAUCACUUCCUUUAUCCUUGUAAGAAAUGUGCCAGGUUACCUGAGGUCACGUUACAGCACAUUCUUUGCCUGGUUUGGCAAGAUUUCUCUAGAGUUAUUUAUAGGGCAGUAUCACAUCUGGUUAGCUGCGGACACCAAAGGCGUCCUUGUGGUCAUACCAGGACACCACACCCUCAACAUGCUGGUCACUUCCUUCAUCUUUGUCUGCAUCGCACACGAGAUCUCAGCGGUGACCGGAACUCUGGCCACCACACUAGUCCCCAGGGACUUCAACACUGUUCUGCAGAGGCUGAUCAUAUUUGUGCUGUUCCUCUGUGUAAUGCUGCUGUACGGACACUUUGGGGACAAGAUACAGCUGUUCUAGUGAUGCUGUUUUGUUCUAACUAUGUGAUAAAAUGUAUAGACACUUCAAACUCAAAGACAACCUUCUAGCUGUACCUUGCCUUACCUUACCUGUACAGACUCUUCAAAAGACAAGCUCUCUGUACAGCAACUGUAAAGUCACUUUGAAGAUACUCAGCUAUAGAGUCAUUGCUAAGACAAGCUACAGCAGGUCUUCUGCAAGAAAUUGUUUAGCUCAGGCUAUUCAUUUGGUCCAUUGUACAAGAUAAUGUAAAUGCAUUUAAGUUUGUGGGGAUUUAAUCUCGCGGUAGCGGGAAAAAUGACUUUUUGCGGUGGUUUAAAUUUUGCGGUAACACCAUAGACUGCAAUCUAAAACCAUAAUAGAAAAAUGUUCGCAGUGGUUUUAAGUUCGCGGUCAAGUGGUCACCACGAAAACCGUGAACAUUUAUCCACCGCAAACAUUUCUACAUUUACAGUAGUACAGUAUACAGCAGUGCGACACUGUUCCCUUUGUCAUCUGCAAGCUAGACUACAGCUGCUGUAAUGCUGUUCUUUAGGCAGUGCUGCUGUACAGUACUUAGAAAAUAGACUGCAGCAGCACUUGUGCUGUUCCCUGUGUCACUGCAAGCCAGAUGACAGCUGAUGUAAUGCUGUUCCUAGGUUGGCACUACUGUACAGUACAUAGAAAAUAGACUACAACACAAGAACUACUGCGCUGCUAGUGCUGUCCUGAAGAAUUGGUGGGAGCUGUUCCAGUGCUAUUCUUUAUGUCAGUUGGAGAAUACAAGCAGGUUGCAGCUGUUUCAAGGAUUAUUUGGAAGCUAGAUUAUAGCUGGAGUAGUGCUGUUCCUAGGUUGGUACUGCUGUACAAACAUUACUGUGAGUUCAGUUCAUCCUUUGUAGAGAGGUUACACCAUGCUUUCCACAAAGCCCUGUCCAGCAUGACAGAGUGGAGCUCGUUGACUUAAAGACCUGUGUCCUCCAUGAGUAAAGUGUCAAGGAAGGGUGACCACGUCUGUGAGGCUCGUCUGGUUGCCAGAGUAUGACCGCUCCAGCUAUUUCUUCCAUUUCUUCUACUGAGGUUACAAUUGUAUUAGUACUUAAAUUUGGGGUGCUGCUAUUCAACAUUAUUGUGAUUAGUUAUAACUGUUGUGAAUACUAUAAUCCUGAGAUCAGAACUGAUUUCUUAAGAAGUUGGAGCUAUGUUAGAACUGUAUCAAGUUAAAGUUAUUCCUAGGUUUUUGCUGCUGUAUGAUCACAUGUUACAAAUUUGUGCUGUACAAUACAUGUGCCAUGGUUGCUGCUAUGAGAAAUAGCUAUAGCCCACUUUUCAAAAUUAAGAAGCCUCUACAAUAGGACUCAUUAUGGCUAAAUGUUGAAAUAAAUGUAGACUAUGGCACAUGUACAUGUACAGGCACAAGCAGUCAGGUUAAAUAGGUUAUCCAAAGUUCCUUUCAUUGAUUUUCUAGAAGUUUGGUGCCAUUACUAUGAAUUGUGGUAUUUGAUAAUUGUAGACAUAAUCAGUUAGGAAUAUGCUAAGGAAAUGUGUUGCCUUAUGUGAUACUUCGAUGUGAUACAUCUGUAUGAAUGUAUAUACGAUGUACAUGUAGAUGUCUUAGUACCACUUUUACAUAAUGGUAAUUCCAUAAUCCGUGAUUUAGGUUUUCUUUGUUUAUCCUAUAGAGUUUAUAAAAUUCUGCUACCUUGUAUAAUUUUUUCUGGUGCAGGUUCCUUACCUCAGAAUAUGGAGAUUUGUUUGACACCAAUGUUAUGAAGUUGUAUAGUUUAUUUAUAUGUAUGAUAUUAUAUAUAUAUGGUGUCUAUAUGUAAGGUAUGAAUUCUAUGUAGCAAACUUGUGUAUUUAUGUGUGUAUGUUGUUAGACUGUAAGGUGGAAGAAAUAUGUUAUACUAUUGGAGACAGUAGUGAUGUGCAGCUAUGGCUAUUUAGCUUUAUGAAUGUAUAUAUGAUGUACUUAAUAUGAUAUGAUCACUCUUGAAUCUUGUGUGAACAAUCAGGAUGUUAAACACAGGUUGUAAGCUACAUAAUGUGAAUGAUGGUGUUAAGUGUGAAUACACAAGAGGGUGUAACUGAUCUUGUAAGGAACAGAAACAAAUUUUACUUACAAA